This is a messenger RNA of Mauremys mutica (yellowpond turtle), 5004 nucleotides long. It is a transcript of the gene SLF1, whose product is annotated as SMC5-SMC6 complex localization factor 1. The coding region runs from base 181 to 2964 and encodes 927 amino acids. Gene Ontology annotation, molecular function: protein binding. The transcript is spliced from 18 exons. NCBI's taxonomy places the organism in Eukaryota, Metazoa, Chordata, Testudines, Geoemydidae. The record is from RefSeq and is a predicted model, not a curated record. Gene Ontology annotation, biological process: positive regulation of double-strand break repair.
GCGCGCCGCCUCUUACAGCGGCUCCGGGAGCGGCGAGGUCGGAUCUUCUACAGCCGCUGCGGUGCUGGGAGCGCUGCCCCCUCCCUAGAGCAGCGCUUGGGCUGCCAAUGCCAGCGGGCACCAGAGCGGCUGUGUGAUCCCCUCCGCUGUGUGAGCGCGACCGUCCCCCGUCAGGGAAAGAUGGCAUGCGCUGUCCAAAAACGAAGAAUCCAACUAACUGGAUUUAAGAAACAAGAAAAGGAGGCUAUAGCUGAAUUACUACUUACGCUGGACUGUGUUUUUAUUGAUACUGAGCAAUACAGAAAUUGCACACAUCUUAUAGCAAAACAGCUUUCCAAGAGUGAAAAGUUCUUAGCCGCUUGUGCAGCAGGAAAGUGGAUACUAACUAAGGACUACAUACUUAAUAGUGCCGAAAGUGGCAGAUGGCUUGAUGAAACAACUUACGAAUGGGGAUAUAAAAUUGAAAAAGACUCCCAUUAUUCACCUCAAAUGCAAUCUGCACCUAAAAGAUGGCGCGAAGAACUGACAUGCUCUGGUGCUUUAGGGGCCUUCCACAGAUGGAAAGUUAUCCUCCUUGUGAAAGAAGGUGAUAAACGAAGGGAUUCUAUCACAAGAGUUCUAGAAGCUGGAAAGGCAAUUAUAUAUCCACCACAAAAGGAAGUGAGAGCUGUUACUCAUGUAUUCACUGAUAAUAAAAGCGUCAACAUAGAGAGAGAGAAAUGUCUCUUUGAGGCUCCAUAUUAUCCUGUGCAAUAUAUAGGGGAUUAUCUUUUUGAGAAUGAAAUACAAAAUAUUACUGAAGAUAACCAAAUGAACCAUCUUUUAGCUGAACAAGAAGCCAGAGAUACGUCUGACAUGCAACUUGUUGCAAUGAAAAAUGCAUUAAUAAAGCAUAUGUAUUUUACUCAGAUGGUGAAGGAGAAGUCUACUCAAAUAGACCAACUGAGUGGAUGUGGUACAGAGGUUAAAAAUAUUGACCUCUCCAGAGGUAUAUUGUGUAUACUUGAAGGACUAGUAGAAGGACAUUUCUUUACUGAUGUAAUCACAGAACUUGCUGCUACUCAAAAAUACUUCAUCCCUCCUGUGCAGCUUCUUCAUUCUCUUCUAGAACAUACGCUACAGGGAAAUACAGACACAGUAUUCUCUGCUAAAUUUUUUCACAUCUUGUAUAUUCUUCUUCAACUUGAUCCUCCUUGGAAGUCUCCUUCCAUGUUAAGAUAUUAUCUGGAAUUUCUUCAGUGUCCUAUUUGCAUGAGAGGAACAUGGUCUCUGCUAGAGAUGCUUGUGAGAUCUUGCCUUUACUGCAAAAGCUUUUGUCAUGCAGUCUCUGUUUCAGAAAAAAAAAGUGAACAGAGGGUGGUUCACAAAACAUUACUCAAGUUUUUCUUUAAUUUAGUGAAAGCUGAAGUACAGGCUUUAACCAGAAGAUUAUGUGAAGGGGCCAAUUCACAGCUUCUGCAAGUUAUGCCACAGACAGUUCUUCUGAAGACCUUUUGGUUGGGAAGUGAAACCUCUCUGCUUUUUGCCAAACAUAUAAAUAUUCUGGUAGAUUGGGUCAUACAUUCCUAUAGAGAAAAGUUCAAAACAAAUGAUGUCUUCAAAGAUGAAGUAGCUAUGCUGCUAACUGGAAUUCUUGGAACUGUAGUAGAAUAUUGGAUUCUUUCUGGCUUUAUGAUGGACAGAAACGUGUUGCAUCAAGUGGCAGAUGACCUGGCAAAUUACAUUGCCAUUUCAUGUGAUGACUUUUCACCACAGGAAUUAAAAAUGUUCAUUUGUUCCAUACCAUCUCUCUGGCUUCAAAUGUUUGUUGCAGAGGCAGUCUUUAAAAAUUUAUGUUUACGGAGGAACAUUACUAUUUCUGCUGAACCUCUUUCUCUUCAGAAAAUAGUUUGUUCCUGUUUGCCUGCUUUAGGAGAAGUAAGUAUGCAUGAGACUGGGGAAGUGCAGAAAGUGAAGAAAAAGAAAAUAGGGCAGUGGCCUUGCCCUGAGUCUCAAAGGGCAUUACUGAUGCUAAAUGGUGAUAAGCAGAACCAAGCCAAACGGCUGCCUGAUCUACCUGAACUGAUCUUCAGUAAAUUCCCUCCAUUAUCAAAGAAGUUAAGGAUGAAAGCAAAAGUUGAGGUGUCAAACACCAAAGAGAAUCAUCACCCUUUGGAUGAAGAGAUGCACUUUUACAAGACUAAUAUUAAAGGAGAGACAGCCCUGCAUAUAGCUUGCAUAAGAAACAAAGUGGAGAGAUUGAUUCAGCUUCUCCCUUUCCCUGGAACAGACAUUAAUGUUAAAGACUAUGCUGGCUGGACGCCAUUGCAUGAAGCCUGUAACCAUGGUAGCACAGUGUGUGUCCGUGAAAUUUUGCAACGUUGUCCAGAGGUAGACCUGCUCAGUCAAGUGGACGGGGUGACUCCUUUGCAUGAUGCACUGUCAAACGGACAUGUAGAAAUUGGCAAACUGCUACUUCAGCGUGGGGGACCACUGCUCCUACAGCAGAGGGACUUUUAUGGAAAAUUGCCACUGGAUUAUGUGGAGUCCCUAUCAGUAAAACAAGAACUUUUGGAUAUUGUCCACCCAGAAGAGACUGUCAAGGACUUCUGUGAACGUGUGGAAAAAGAUUUACACAGCGAGCAAAGAGAACUUUGGUUAAUUUUAUUUAAUAAGAUGUUGCUAAAUUUUUGUUCGGUUUAUAACUUAUCUUCACCUUCUCCUUUAUCUUUUAAAGCCCACUUAAAUUCACUUCCAUUAGUGGCUAUUAAUGGUUGUAAGUUGAAAAGUAGGUCUCUUACUGAUUGGUUAGUAGAUCUUUAUGUUAGAGAGCUACAGACUUUCCAGAAACUUCCAGAGUUUAUUCAGGAAAUAUCUGAGAACCUAAACAAAUCUUUUGGAGAACAGGUAUAUCCCUUAUUGGCAACACUAGAAACUAUUGCAGUGGCAACUCAGGUGGCUACUUUUCAUCUUUCUAACAACUAAGAUUAAUUUUCAGAUCAGUUCCAUUGGUUCAGUUGUGAUAGUUUAUCAUGGGCGAGAUUCAUUCUUGUGAAUACAGGAGUGCACAUGGCACAUCCUACACCAGGCUGGCCAGUGCUACCUAGGAAAUAUUCCUUUGAUCCCUUCUGGCAUCUUAAAGCACUAAACCAAAGGCUUCCAUAGUUCCACUGAAGGAAGCUGCAGUGUGGAAGUACUGAGUAAGUGCACCUCCUGGCCACUACCCCUUUGUGGCCAAAGUCAUCAACUUUUCAGGCUGAACUGAAUGCCUGUGGCUCCCUCAGCAGGGGAAAGUUCACUUGCACCCUAUCAACCCCUCUUUUUUCCCCUUCUAGCACAUUUUCUGUCAUGAGGAACCUUGCGCCAGAAUUCUUGCUGGUUUCCAAGGAUGUUGACCCUAAAGUUUAUCUGAUUUAGACACUACAGUUGGUUACUUUUUUCCAGGGCAUACAGUUAUGCCUGCUGUUCUGAUGUGACUAACUUUUUGAAUACUUGUCAAAUAAAUAAAACAAAAAUGGAAAAACUACUACUACAACAAUCCAUUUUCCCUAUAUUAUCAUCUUAGGAAAUAAAUAUCUUUAAAAUACAUUUAAAAUUUAGCUCAAAAGUUAGUUUUUAAAAUUGUGUGUAUUUACAGUACCAGUUUACAGUACUUCUGAUUUUGUAUCAAAGGAUCUUGACAAAGUUGUUCAUGGAAAUGAGCCAUUAAACUUUCUACUAGCUUUCUGUAGCAUUGUGGUGCUUGCUCAUUCAUACCUGCAUAAUGAUCAGCUUGACUCAGAUCCUCAGCUACAUUAGAACUCUGGUUGGCAGAGCUGAAUAGAGAAGGGUUAAAAGUAACCAAGCUUCCUUUAUGCUUUCCAGAUUCCUAAGGCUGCUGUGGCCCAGUUUCGCCUCCAACAUAAGUUACACAACCUUGGGGCUUCUCCAAACUGUGCUGGCUUGUAAUACCCCUAUAUAGGUCUGUAUCACUGACCGGGAUUGCCAAAGCAUGAAACGCUGUGGUGACAUCCUCAAGCCUGUGGUGGUACUUGUGCAGAACUGACAUUUUAGUAGCUGGGGAACUCACCCUGUCCAGAUAUGGCAGUUUUAAGGUAGCUCCAUGCUGCUUAUUUGAAGUUGGGGCACCAGCCUCCUUAAAAAUUGCAGCCCCAGUACUAUUAGUAUUUUGUCCUCAGUACUAAGAAUAUAUGAAUAGUAGACAAGAUAAAUCCUCUAAACUGAUAAACUAAUCCUCUAACCUAAUUUAGGAUUGUGUGCUUAUAAAGUAUUAUAUUGGCUGUGCUUAGUAAUUAAUUUCAUAGAAGGGGCAAAUCUUGCCCCCUCCUCCAAAUGUACAGAGUCUGUUCAUGAGAGGGAACUGAGGUGAUUCUCAUUCAUAAGAGGAAGGGCUGAAGGAGGACAGAAUUUGGGGAGGCCAUGCUGUGCUGCCUUGCACAGUGAAUUGAGAAUUGGAUGGCAAUGCAGGAUCUGCCAAGAUACAGAUACUCUUCACUCCCCACUCCUCUGCACAAAUCCGGUGCCCAACUCAAUUCAGGCUGAGAUCUGGGGAGAGAAUUUGCCCAUAACGGAAAAUGCAAGGAAAUGCUGCUUUAUAAUAAGGAUACUUACUGAAAUAGUAGGACAAAUUUAUAAUUCAUUAAAAGAUUAAUAUAAAAUCUUAAUGGUCAGAAGGAAUGGACUGAUUAGUAAUAUUUAAAUUUGCAGUUCUUUUCUAAUAGCAAUGUAUAAUGUUAAAGAAACUAAAAGAAAAGGGGAUAAUAGCAGUUUCUGGAAUUGGUGUUGCUUGACUAGAGGGAAUAAGUUACAUUGAUACAGCUGGCUGAGGCACAUUAAAACUUCCAUUUAGCCUUCAUGCAAUGGAGACGUGAUCUCAGCAAUAAAGCCACUGAUGAUGCUCAGACUGGCUUGGUCUUGGAACCAGAUAUUUAUUACAAAUGUUCAGUGGUUAUUAAUGACUGAGUAUUCUUAUUAGGCACGUAUAUAGAGAAAACUGUUCUAGUGAAGAUAAGGAGUCCUCUUAGG